UACAGCUGCUGCAGAUCGGGCGUGAGUUGCAGACGAGAGGCGAGAAGUCUGAGACCUGCUGCUGUCGGGAGCGCAGGGAAAUCAUGGAUAAGCCCGAAAAUCCGCCGCUGUAGGAUCGACCAGGCCGCUGGCGAGCCGGAGGACAGGCAGGGAAAACUUUAUAUACCACCGCUGCAGAGACCGAGACGGCGGAGGGCUUCCCCCGGUCCCUCCCUGCUGGAAGAAAUGUGGCUGAACCCGGAGGAAGUUCUUCUAAAAAACGCUUUGAAGCUCUGGGUUACCGAGAGGAGCAACGACUUCUUCCUCCUGCAGAGGAGGAGAGGCCACGGAGAGUCGACAGGCAAGAUCACAGGUCUCCUAGUGGGAGCUCUGGACACGGUCCUGGACUCAAAUGCCAGAGUCACGCCCUUCCGCAUCCUCCUCCAGGUUCCUGGCUCCCAGAUCAGCUGGGUGAUCGCCAGUGGAGCUGCCAUAGAGGAGGUGAACAAGCACUGGGACUGGCUGGUACACAAUCUGCUUCACUCUCUGUCUGUGUUUGAGAACAAGGAGGAUGUUGCCAGCUUCGUCAGAGGAAAAGUCAAGGGCCUUAUUGCAGAGGAGGUUCGGGGCCGCCAGGCUGCCCAGGAGGAGGAUCCUGAGAAGUUCAGGGAGGCGCUGCUGAAGUUCGAGCUGCACUUUGGCCUCCCGUCAUCCGAGAAGCUGGUGACGUACUACUCGUGCUGCUGCUGGAAGGGCCGGGUGCCUCGGCAGGGCUUCCUCUACCUCAGCAUCAACCACAUGGCCUUCUACUCCUUCCUGCUGGGAAAGGAAGUCAAAUUUGUCAUUCCCUGGGCAGAUGUGACACGGUUGGAGCGGGUCUCCACCGGUCUGAUGACAGAGGCGAUUCGGGUCAGCACACGGCAGCGGCAGAGGGAGUUCUCCAUGUUCCUGAACCUGGAUGAGGCGUUCGGGGUCAUAGGUCAGCUGGCUGACAUUGCCCUCAGGCGGCUGCUGGACAGCGAAGGCCUGGAGCUGGACCGAGUCCUGCAGCAGCCCACACGCAUCACCAAGAGGAUCCUAGAGGAACAGGCGUUGAGGGAGUACGUCCUGGCUCUGUUUCGGCUCCCUCGUGGUGAACAACUCCACGAGGUGGUCUCCUGUUCGGUGUGGACACCGCAUGCCCGCUGCCACACGGCCGGGACUCUCUACACCACCGACAGCUAUCUGUGUUUCUCCAGCCGGGAAGAAGGGAACUGCAUUCUGCUCAUCCCCCUCUCAGAGGUGUUAUCUAUAGAAAAAGCGGAGAGCACCAGCCUGCUUCCAAACCCCGUCAUAGUGAGCAUUCGGACGAAGAAGGCUUUCCAGCUGAUCGAGCUGCAGGACAGAGAUGAGCUGGUGGAGAGCCUGAACUCCAGACUCAGAACUCUGCACUGGAAACAGUCCAUGUUCCGUGGCAAGAGAGAAGGCAGGAGGAGUUUGCGCUCCCCAACACCUUACUACACGUUCUACUACGACACUGGUUAUUCUGAUGAAGAAGAGAAGGAGGAACAGGUUCUGCGUAAUACUGUCAACAGCGAGGCUCUGAUGACGGCCUUCCACCAAAACCAGCCAGGAGCAAAUGGCAACAAGAGCAUGGAGCAGGUGAAGGAGCGGCUGUGGGAUGAUCAUUUCUCAGAGUUUGGUCGUGGCGUCCACAUGUUUCGCACAGAGAAGAUCCAAAGACUUGUUGCCAUGGGGAUACCAGAGUCUCUGCGAGGGGAGCUGUGGAUGACGCUUUCUGAUGCAUCCUCGGAGCUUGAGUCUCAUCAGUGCUAUUACACCUGCCUGGUGCAGAAGUCAAUGGGCCACAGCAACCUCGCCACAGAGGAGAUAGAGAGGGACCUUCACCGCUCCCUGCCGGACCAUCCGGCUUUCCAAAACCCCACCGGCAUCGCUGCGCUCAGGCGCGUCCUCACCGCCUACGCUCACCGCAACCCAAAGAUCGGAUACUGUCAGUCUAUGAACAUCCUGGCAUCUGUGCUGCUGCUGUAUGCCAAAGAGGAAGAAGCUUUCUGGCUGCUGGUGGCUGUUUGUGAGAGGAUGCUGCCCGACUACUUCAACCGCAGAGUCAUAGGAGCUCAGGUGGACCAGUCGGUGUUUGAGGAGCUGAUCAGGGAGCGUUUGCCGGAGCUGGCUGAGCACGUUCCAGACCUCUCCUCCCUCUCCUCUGUCUCCCUCUCUUGGUUCCUCACCCUCUUCCUCAGCGUCCUUCCCUUCCACAGCGCCGUCUGUGUGGUCGACUGCUUCUUCUUCCACGGAAUCAAAGCUAUCUUCCAGCUGGGUUUGGCUGUGCUGGAGGCCAACGCCGCUCAGCUCUCUGCCAGCACUGAUGAUGGACAGGCACUUAUGAUUCUCACAAGUUUUCUGGACCAGGUUGGAAGUGAAGAGUCGUCUUCACCUCCGUCCUCGCCGCCUGGUGCACAGGAGAGUGGCAGUGGCGGUGGCGACAUCACUGAUAUUCCCGCUGUGGUACACACAAACAUCACUGACCUCAUCAACGAAUCCUACGAGAAAUUCGGAGACCUGACAGUGAGGCAGAUUGAGAGGCUUCGCUGUCGACACAGAGUCCAAGUGCUGCAGGCGCAUGAAGACACCACCAAAGAAAACGCUCUGAGAUUGGUGGCUCCAGAUGUUUCCAUCCCUCCAGAGAACCUGGCCGAUGUUUAUGACCUCUUCAAGACAGAGCACCUCAUCAGUUUGUACUGGGGUGACAGCGCUUCUGCAGCAGCGGCGGAGGCGGCAGCGUGGCAUUACAGCGACUCUGGCCGCUCCUACAUGGAGAGGCAGUACCGGCUGGACCGGCCCCAGUUUAAGAGCCUGUAUGGGCUGCUGGUUCCGUGGCCCGGCGGCUCAAACCAGCACACCGACACGGUGGCCAACCGCACCUUCACCCUUCUAGACCAGGACUGCGACAACCUGGUCACCUUUAGAGAGUUUGCUGUCUGGCUGGACACUUUGUACUGUGAAGAGCUGAACGAGAAAGUAAGGCUGCUGUAUCGUCUUCACAUCCCACCAGCUCUGACAGAAAGUGAGGAUGACCCUGCUGUGAUGAAGAGCCCUCUGCUGUCCACCAACAGACCCCUCCAUGUCAACCUGCCCUCUGGUGUUGAAGGUGAAGUGAAAGAUUACCAGGAGCAGCUGAAGCAGAUGCUGCAGGAUCUGGCCAAAGAAAAGGAAAAGGGUGUGGAGAAGCCUCUGCCGCUCAUGAACCAGCGGGAGUUCAUCCAGUUCUGUAAAACACUCUACAGCAUGUUUCACAGCGACCCGGAGGAGAACGACCUCUUCCAGGCCAUCGCUACAGUCACCAGUCUUGUGCUGCAAAUCGGCGAGGCUGGCCACCGCGGCCAAAGCUCAGGGUCAGAGGCCAGCGGCCGAGAGGAGGUGAAAGGAGCACAGCCCACAGAGGUGGCCGCUGAAGAUGCCGGGGCUAGCGCCAGCCAAGGCAACGGGAGUUUGGCGGCAGAGAAGGAGUGGACGGUCAGCUACGCUCAGAUCCUGGCGUCGCUCCUGACCGAACAGGCGCUGGUGAACUUCUUCGAGAAGCCGGUGGAUCUCUCUGCGAAAAUCGCAGAGGCCAAGGAGAAGCAGUAUCACCAGCGGGCAGGUUUGCUCACACUGCAGCAAGGGACCAGGUGACUCAAAUGUGAACAGUGGACUCUGAGCCACAACAAAAGCCAAACUCCUUAUGAAGAAAACCAGAAUAUCAGUAUCAUUUGACAGAAUGCGACAGAACAAGGCUGCUUCAAAUUUUGAAGCCAGCCAAGAAGCGUAAGAGCCUUAAAGUAAUCUGUGACAUUUGACUGCCUAGCAGCACAACAGCCUGAGACGCCCUGAUCUACUUCUGCCUGUAACUGACAACAGAAAACAGUUUUUACCAGAAUCUUUUGAGCCACAAAGACAGUUUUCAAGCUCCAGACGACAGCAGCAGGCCACGUGACGGCCCACAGUCAUUUUGUGAUGAUUAGACUGUGUUGUGAUUAAAUAAUCUGUCACCACUUUCACUUAUGCAGCAAGUGUUUAUGACUUGUUACUGAUAUUAAAGGUUAAUAUUAUCAUUUACUAAUACUUUACAGAUCCGUAAGAAGCUGUUCAUUUGGUUGAUUUGUUUCACCUUUAUAUUAAGCCAACAUCCAAAGUUAGUGAGUAAUCUGCUAUUAGAAAUGUAAACUAGUUAAUAAUAAAAUCAUUUUACAACAAUCCAGACUCUCACUUUUCCAGAGGGUCAGAGGUCAAACAUUCCAUGGGAGUGGGUAUCCCAAUAAACUAAAGAAGUCACUUGUCUUAAAAAGACUGCUGGAGCAGACUAAAGGCUACUAUCAUUUAUCUAUAAAGUAUUAGUGAAUGAUAUAAGUCAUAAACUCUUUAUAAAGGCUGCCUUAUCAGAAAGUUGCACUAAUAAUCAUUACAAACAACGGUGCAGCAUUAAGGACAAAUCUAGCAUGUAUUGAGUUUUCUUUUUUACUGAUUUUAUAACUUCUGUCUGUUUUAAUUUCAAAUGUUUUCACAUCCACACCCCAAUUAAAGAUGUUUUUUUUUUUUUUUUUUUUUUUUUUUUUUUUUUCACUUUUUCAGAAUACUGGAAAAUAAUAUAGUGAUCUAGAACAUUUGCAGAACAAAGACAACACUGGUGAAAGUGUGUUUCAAUUAAAACGCAUUGCAUAAAGAUGUCACUUCUUUUUUUUUCUUGGCUGAUAAUCAGACUGAACAUUUUGCUUUCAGUUCUUUAUUCAGUCUGACUGAGCUGUUUCCUGUUUGCGAGAGGUUGUUAUUUUGUCCUUCCCAUCACUGACCCAAAAACUACAGUAGUAGUUGCCAGGAGGGACGACUUACAACAAUCUGUACAGCUGUGUCGAUCACUCGCUGGUCACCAUUUUUGUGCCCAUUUUUCAGUCUUAAUUUUUCUGGCUCUGGCACAGCAAGGUGGCAUCCUUACUCAUAAUCACACCUACCUACUGGAAAAAGUCGUCUGUGAGCUCAACACCAGAGAUGUGGGCAGCGAUUCAGACGUCUGAAACAAGGGUAGAGCAAAAACCACGUUAAUGCUUGGCGGCCAAGU
Messenger RNA from Toxotes jaculatrix (banded archerfish), 5074 nucleotides. RefSeq names its product TBC1 domain family member 8. The record is from RefSeq and is a predicted model, not a curated record. Bases 226 to 3654 code for a protein of 1142 amino acids. NCBI's taxonomy places the organism in Eukaryota, Metazoa, Chordata, Actinopteri, Toxotidae. The transcript is spliced from 20 exons. Gene Ontology annotation, molecular function: calcium ion binding.